Messenger RNA from Phlebotomus papatasi, 1797 nucleotides. RefSeq names its product dnaJ homolog subfamily C member 21. NCBI's taxonomy places the organism in Eukaryota, Metazoa, Arthropoda, Insecta, Diptera, Psychodidae. Bases 141 to 1691 code for a protein of 516 amino acids. The record is from RefSeq and is a predicted model, not a curated record. Gene Ontology annotation, molecular function: zinc ion binding; nucleic acid binding. Gene Ontology annotation, cellular component: cytoplasm. The transcript has 3 exons.
GCUGACAAACAAAUCUCAACAUAACCUCCAAAAACAUAAAAGUAGAACGAGUGAAAAAAUUCAUGAGUGCAUUAACUCCCAUAUUCUUGGCAUAAUCUCAAGAAAUUGUGCAACUGACGCGAGAAAGGGCAUCCGACGCAAUGAAGUGUCACUACGAAGUACUGAAUAUUGAAAGGUCGGCUGAUGAAGGUGAAAUAAAGGCUGCAUAUCGAAAGUUAGCCCUUCGUUGGCAUCCGGACAAGAAUCUCGACGAUCCGGAAGGCGCAAAGGGGCAAUUUCAGCUGGUCCAGCAGGCUUAUGAGGUGCUUUCUGAUCCUCAUGAGCGUGCUUGGUAUGACAAUCAUCGGGAGCAAAUCCUUCGGGGACGCCAAACUGAAUAUGAAGACAACUCACUGGAUGUCUUCCAGUACUUCACAGCUUCCUGCUACAGAGGCUUUGGGGAUGAUCCUGGAGGCUUCUAUGCUGUCUACGGGGAGGUUUUCGAUAAGUUAGCCAGCGAAGAAAUUGAAUUCCUGGACACUGAGAAAGAGUACGAGGAGAUUCCGAAGUUUGGGACUUCCACAUCGGACUACGAGGAAACAGCUCAUCCCUUCUACGCUUUCUGGCAGAGCUUCUGCACCAAGAAGAGUUACGCCUGGCUAUCUCCCCAUAACAUCUCAGAAAUUCGGGACAGACGAAUUCUCAAGGCGGUUGAGAAGGAGAACAAAAAAGUGCAGCAAAAAGCGCGGCGAGAGCGCAAUGAAGAGAUAAGGAAUCUCGUGGCCUUCGUUAGAAAGCGCGACAAGCGCGUUCAGGCCUACAGGAAAGUGCUGGAGGAGAGACUGCAGCAGAACCGUGCAAAGCAAGCUGAGAGUCACUUGGAACAGUUGCGAAAGAGAAAUCAGGAGAUUGCAUCGGCGCAUCAGAACGCUCAGAAGAGUCAACUUAAUUCGGACUACGAGGAACAGCUCAAGAUGCUAGAGAAGGCUUAUCUGGAGCCAGAAGAUGGAGAUGACAGCUACGACAGUGACAACGAGGAGGAGGAUAGUGAUGAACUAGCUUCAGGAGUGGCCGAAGUGAAGAUAGAAGCUGAAGAAAUUGAGGGAACCAAUUGGGAUGAAUUCUACUGUGUAGCUUGCAAUAAGACAUUCAAAAAUCAGAGUUCUUACAGGAAUCACGAGUCAUCGAAGAAGCACAGGGAGAAUGUCCAGAGAAUAAAGCAGGAAGUGCAGGAUGAUCAGAAAAAUCCGAAUGGUGAUUCAACGGUGAAUGGUUUUACUUCGGAAUCCGACGAGGAGGAAAUAGUAGAGAUUAAGACCAAGGCCAAGGGUAACAAGAAGAGGCGGAAUCAAAGGGUGAUAGCUUUGGGAUCUGACAGUGAAAGUGAACUGGAUACUUUCGGUAAGUUGUCGGAAACGGAAGAAGAUUGGCAGGAUACUAGUAGGAAACCCAGAGCUAAACCAAGGGCAACAAAGGGGAAGCAACCUCCAAAGUCCGAAGACGUCAAAUCUUCAGAUCAACCUGCUCCAGUUCAGCAGGAAACGUCAGAAACCGCUCAAACCUGCGUGACGUGCAAUGAGAAGUUCCCUUCCAAGAACAAACUCUUCACGCAUCUCAAGAAAACCAACCAUGGCGUCUACAUCCCCAAAGCUGGCAAGAGCAAAGAUCAGCCUCAAAGAAAGGCUGAGAAAGCCAGUAAGAAAAAAGCAUAGAUUUGUUAGUUUUUUUCUGGAUAUUUAUUCCAUGUUAUAAAAAUUUGUAUUUUAAAAUAAAAAAAUCUUGUAAAAAUACAAUUAAAAUUUGCUCUUACAAAAUAUA